Drosophila hydei is the source of this 2015-nucleotide messenger RNA. RefSeq names its product zinc finger protein 99 (gene Plzf). The transcript has 2 exons. Lineage: Eukaryota; Metazoa; Arthropoda; Insecta; Diptera; Drosophilidae. Gene Ontology annotation, biological process: regulation of transcription by RNA polymerase II. The coding region runs from base 46 to 1497 and encodes 483 amino acids. Gene Ontology annotation, cellular component: nucleus. The record is from RefSeq and is a predicted model, not a curated record. Gene Ontology annotation, molecular function: protein binding; DNA-binding transcription factor activity, RNA polymerase II-specific; RNA polymerase II transcription regulatory region sequence-specific DNA binding.
AUAUUUAUUAUUGUUUACAUUUUGGGUUUGAAAAACUUAAAUGCAAUGCUGCAAACACCCAUCGUUCAGCCCACUUUGCAUCAACCGCUGCACUCCAAGGUAUCUAAUUACCUAAAUAAUCAGCGCAGAACAGGGCAAUUUUGUGAUUUACAGCUGGAGCUGGACUCGGAUGAUGCGCCCUGCACAUGCAGCGUGCAUUUUUGCGUGGUUGCUGCCCAAAGUCAACUUAUUGGUCUCACUCAGCAGAAGCAACAGCAGUUUUCCAUACAGAAUCCACUAAAAGUCACCAUACGCAACUUUAACUGCACCGUGUGUCUGCACACAAUAGUGGACUUCUUCUAUGAGGACAUUGUUUCCGUUUCCAAGGAGCAUGAAACGCAUUUUCGGGAGUUGGCGAAAAUACUUUCUGUAACUGAGUUGCUGAACCUGUAUCAAAUAGAGCAAAGAAGUGAUGAGAAUGCGAGCUUGGAGUCAAGUGAAGUAAAAACUGGAGAUGUGGAGGAUACCAUGCAGCCAGCAAAAAAAGCGGACGUCAUCUUUGAGAAUCAACAAAGCUAUUUUAAGCUUAAGAAUCCACGUGCUGUUAAGUCGAACAGCAAAAUAAACUAUUGCAUUGGGUGUGACUUUAAAUGUUAUCAGGUGCAAAAGAUGAUUGAUCACAUGACUAGCUGCGAGCCGUCUCACCUCACCUGUUCGCUCUGCGAAGUUGGAUUUCUGGAUUGGCGGGAGUAUGAUUCACAUCUCCGCCGCCAUGGUUCUGACCUUCGUAAGCCGUUCUUUUGUCUCCAGUGCGAUAAUCGCUUCAGCACUCGAGCCGCGCUGCUCGUUCAUCACCCGAAACAUACGACCGAAACGCCGCAUGUUUGUUCGCACUGCGGCAAGGCCUUCAAGUGGAAGCAAGGUCUGAGCAAUCACAUGCUGGUGCAUAAUCCCGAAAAGCAAAUGCUCUGCGAUGUCUGCGGCUACAGCACGACACAUAUGAAGGCCUUAAAGAGUCAUAAGCUAUUGCACACGGGCGAGUUUUUUGUAUGUACAGUCGCCGGCUGCAAGCAUCGAGCGAAUCGCAAGGAGAAUAUGAAACUGCAUAUUGAGACGCACAAACAGGGCCGCGACUUCAUUUGUGAGAUUUGCGGCUGCAAGUUCAGUCAAAGCAAGAACCUAAAGCGACAUGCACUCAAGCAUACAGAGGGCGGUCUCAAUCGGUAUAAAUGUCAGCUCUGCGGCUUUAGCAGUCAUCGCUCAGACAAAAUGAAAGAGCACGUGCAGCGUGUCCAUACGGAGAGGGCGGUGCAGCUGGAACUGUCCGAAACAGUGGAUAGCUCAUUCGAAAAUAAGAUGCCAGAUGACUUUACAUUACCGCCCAUCGAUGCUAUGCUCGGAAGCAGUGUUACGGAGACUAAGGCAACGGGCUCACCACGUCGUAAAAUAGUAUCAGAUGUGACAACGCCAGCUGUGAAGCGCUUGAAGACGUUGCUGCCAAAGGAAGCUAUUAGUUAGGAAUAAUCUGAGGAAGUAGCAAAUACUUUGUUUUGAAAAUGGUUCGCAAAGACUUCUUAUACUCCUCGUCUAUUUCCAGGCUAUAUGUUUUUUAUAAUGCACUCCUAUUAGAGUAGUUAUUUUAUUUACAAACCACUUAUGUCCAAAACUAAUGGAAUAGGCAAGAUUGCUCAAACACUUCUGAGCUAAAUUGAUUCCUAUGUGAAAGUUCUAAUGGAAGAGCAGAGCAUACUGAUAUAACCAGAAUAUUUAGUCAAUGAUAUUACAAAUACGCGAACGCAUAAGGUAGACCAAAAGUACCCAGCAAUAUUAUUGCGCAGUGUAGAAAAGCUUUAUGAGAGCGACAAAUUGUAUGGAAAGAGAAUGAAGGCAGAGCAUUUCGGAUGUCGUUUAAAGCUUUCUUUAUACACUGCACAACGUAGCCACAAUCAUUGUGAUUGCAGAGCUCAAACCGCAGAGACGUUUGCCUAGAGUUAAAGCAAAGAAGAGUUUAACAAAUUCCAGAUUUUUUAUUAAAA